AUGUUAUGUUGUAUGUUACUUAGCAGAAUCUUACGGACUUGCUUCUUUGCAGGUAUGUUUAUAGCAAAGACAGCCCACGAGGUCUUUCUGCGAAUUCUCCUUUUCCCGGCAAGCUUGAGUGGUCAUCUUCGUCCUAACGCCUCGGAGGUGCUGACCCAGCAUCUGCUCCAGCGGAACCUUCCACACUGGACCUCUUUUUGCGUCAAGUAUAGUACCGUCAAAAACGAUCAGUUUGCGCUGUCCAACUUUAACUGGAACGUAAAAGGCACAAAUUACCAUAUACUCCGAACUGGCUGCUUCCCAUUUAUUAAAUAUCACUGCUCCCGUGCCGCCCCCCAGGACCUGCAGCUCCACAACCACCUCUUCACUGUACUGAAAGCCAUAAAUCUAGGGAUCCCCACCCUCAUGUAUGGCCUGGGGUCCUGGCUGUUUGCCCGAGUUACUGAGACAGUCCCCACCAGCUAUGGACCUGUGACAAUCUACUUCCUUAUCAAAGAGGACGAAGGGGCUAUGUUCUAAGACGGUUUCUCCGGCUUUCUCUGCUUUGUUUAAUAUCUCCAUAUGUCCCUCUGUCAGUUCUCUGCACCUCUUUUCUUACUCACAGCCUCUCCCCCCCUCAUUUAUUUUGCUGCUUUCUUUCUCACCCCUUUGCCCGCUCUUUUCCCUCGGCGGGUUUUCGUUUAUUUAUUAUGAUCAAACUAUUUAAUUUGACUCGGCUUUGAUGAUGAGAUCCUGGAACAAAGUAAUAUAACAUAAAAUAAAUUCAUGGAAAUAAUCUUA
Molecule: messenger RNA, 780 nt
Organism: Spea bombifrons (plains spadefoot toad)
Lineage: Eukaryota; Metazoa; Chordata; Amphibia; Anura; Pelobatidae
Gene: C4H15orf61
Product: chromosome 4 C15orf61 homolog
Exons: 2
Coding region: 1-519 (172 amino acids)
Source: RefSeq, a predicted model, not a curated record